Molecule: messenger RNA, 1182 nt
Organism: Phalacrocorax carbo (great cormorant)
Lineage: Eukaryota; Metazoa; Chordata; Aves; Suliformes; Phalacrocoracidae
Source: RefSeq, a predicted model, not a curated record
UCGCCGCGGGGAGUGUGGGCGGGCGCAGCCACCUCACCGCAGCCACGCCCCUCCACUGUAUGGAGCCCUCCCGGCGCCCCCCCCCGGAGCGCUGACCCCUGACCUCUGACCCCUCUCCCGGGCCUACCACCCCCGCCCCGGCUCAUGGAGGCGGCCGGAGCCCCGGUCCCGGCUCCGGCGGGGAAGCGGCGGCGUUUCGCGCUGCGGCAGGAGGAGCCCGCCCACUCCGCGGUCCCGUCGCUCUUCAAACCCUCCGCGCCCCCCACCGGGGACCCCCCCGGCUCCCCCCCGUCGCCGCCACCGGGCCCCAGCUCCUACGCCGAGUACGUGGUGCAACAAUCGGCCGCCGCCGGCCCCGGCCCCGCCGAACCGAUCCCGGCCUCCACCAGCGCUGCCCGGGCACACCCCGCGCCUCCCGCCGGGGCUGGCGGUGGUCCCGCGGGGGGGGCAGCACCGGGCGGGGGGGGGCCCCGGGAUGCGCCGCCCCCCCAGCCGCCCCUGCCCGUACUCAAACCGGGAGCCAAGAGCAGCAGCAUCGUCGUGAGCCCGCGGCAGCGCGGCAACCCGGUGCUGAAAUUUGUCCGCAAUGUCCCUUGGGAGUUUGGUGACGUCGUCCCCGACUAUGUGCUGGGUCAGAGCACCUGUGCCCUCUUCCUGAGCCUGCGCUACCACCAUCUCAACCCCAGCUACAUCCACGACCGCCUGCGGCACCUGGGCAGGAGCUACGGGCUGCAGCUGCUGCUGCUCCAGGUCGACGUGAAGGACCCGCACCAGGCGCUGAAGGAGCUGGCGAAGGUCUGCAUCCUGGCCGACUGCACCCUCCUGGUGGCCUGGAGCCCUGAGGAGGCUGGGCGCUACCUGGAGACCUACAAGGCCUACGAGCAGAAGCCGCCCGACCUGCUGAAGGAGCGGGUGGAGCAGGAUUUUCUCUCCCGGAUGACUGACUGCCUGACCAGUGUCAAGUCAGUGAACAAGACGGACGCGCUGAGCCUCCUCACCACCUUCGGGUCGCUCAUGGCCGUGGUCAACGCCUCCAGGGAGGACCUGUCCCUCUGCCCCGGCAUUGGGCCCCAGAAGGCCAAGCGGCUCUUCGAUGUCCUUCACGAGCCCUUCCUCAAGGUCCCCAAAUGAGUGGCUGCCCCCAAAACCUCCGUUUUUAUAAUAAAUGGUGUUUUUCAGUGA